Neolamprologus brichardi is the source of this 2534-nucleotide messenger RNA. RefSeq names its product oxytocin receptor a (gene oxtra). Gene Ontology annotation, molecular function: peptide binding; vasopressin receptor activity; oxytocin receptor activity. The record is from RefSeq and is a predicted model, not a curated record. Gene Ontology annotation, cellular component: plasma membrane. NCBI's taxonomy places the organism in Eukaryota, Metazoa, Chordata, Actinopteri, Cichliformes, Cichlidae. Gene Ontology annotation, biological process: positive regulation of vasoconstriction; maternal process involved in parturition; cellular response to hormone stimulus.
GCAGAUCAUGGUGGAGCUUUCCAUUUCUAUAGCUUUUCACCCCUCACUGUAACAUUUUAAUUUGCAUGCCUUAAUCUUAAUUUUGAAAACAGAUGAAUGUAUAUUUUCAAGACCACAGCCUCUUAAUUGAGAAAGAUUGAUUUUUGUUUUGGGAUGUUACCUUGACCAGUGAGAUCCUUAUAUUUUAGAUCCUGUUGUUGGUCGCUACUGUUCCCUUCUUCAGCUAACGUUUCUUUUUCAAUGGACUUUUUGUGAACUGUUCUAUAUGAUUUAGAUAAGUGGAAACAUUUGCUUCCCUCUCACACUCACAUCCUGCUUUCAGAGGGGAAAAGGUAUGGGUGAUUGAGAUUCAAAGAACGAGUUCCUUUCUUUAUUAUUAAGGAAACGUUUUUGAGCAGGGUUAUGUCUUGCCACUGGUGAGGACGCACGGAAGACUUAAAGACCCUCCAGGUGACUCUUUCAGCUAUUGCAUGACUGCACAACCCUGACGCAUCAGCGGAGGACGAGACUGCAGCAAUGGAAAGUAUUUCAAAUGAAAGUGACAUUUGGCAAUUCAAUGAAUCUUGGAGGAACUCGAGUCUCAUUAACGGAACCGGUGGUUUGAAUCAGACAAACCCCUUGAAGCGGAAUGAAGAAGUGGCGAGGGUGGAGGUGACUGUGCUCGCCUUGGUCCUCUUUCUGGCGCUCGCGGGUAACCUGUGCGUCCUGUUGGCUAUCCACACAACCAAACACAGCCAGUCUCGUAUGUAUUAUUUUAUGAAACACCUGAGCAUCGCCGAUCUGGUUGUGGCGAUAUUUCAAGUUCUCCCUCAACUUAUCUGGGACAUUACAUUUCGGUUCUAUGGACCAGACAUCUUGUGCCGGUUGGUGAAAUACCUGCAGGUCGUUGGGAUGUUCGCCUCCACUUAUAUGUUAGUUUUGAUGUCUAUAGACAGGUGUUUGGCAAUUUGUCAGCCCCUCCGUUCAUUGCACAGGAGAAAAGACCGUUUAUAUGUCAUAUUUUCCUGGAUCCUGAGUCUGCUCUUUAGUAUCCCCCAGAUGUUCAUCUUUUCCCUGAGGGAGGUUGGUUCGGCCGGAUCAGGGGUGUAUGACUGCUGGGGCGACUUCGUGAAACCUUGGGGAGCCAAAGCUUACAUCACAUGGAUCAGCCUUACCAUAUACAUAAUUCCAGUGGCCAUACUGAGCAUUUGUUAUGGGUUGAUAAGCUUUAAAAUAUGGCAAAACUUUAAACUGAAAACCAGACGGGAGCAGUGCAUAAACCUGACGCCUAAAACCACCAAAAGCAACACACUGGCCCGUGUAAGCAGCGUAAAGCUCAUCUCCAAGGCGAAGAUCACGACAGUGAAGAUGACUUUUGUGAUCGUGGUGGCUUACAUCGUCUGCUGGACCCCCUUUUUCUCAGUUCAGAUGUGGUCUGCGUGGGAUCCAGCAGCCCCCCGUGAGGCCAUGCCCUUCAUUAUCUCCAUGCUGCUGGCCAGCCUCAACAGCUGCUGCAACCCCUGGAUCUAUAUGUGCUUUGCCGGGCAUCUGUUCCAGGAUCUUAGGCAGAAUCUUCUUUGCUGUUCCACCCGCUACCUCAAGUCAUCCCAGUGCCACUGUGAGCGUGACUUUAACUCCAGUCACAAGAGCAACUCUUCAACCUUUGCCAUUAAGAGCACUAGCAGUCAGAGGAGCAUCACACAGACUUCUACCACAUAAGCUCCGGGCCCUCCAUUCCCCUCCUCUCGCUGUGCCCUCAGCCGCUCACUACGUGCUGUAGACCAUAAAAUAUCCAGCAGUUUGAUUUCUUUAAUGCCUCCUCACUGAGGCUUGCUGUUUAGAAGUGGGAAGACAACAAAAGUCUUAAUUUUUUUUUCUGUUUUAUAUCAGAGUGAAGUGGAAAAGGAAUUGUGAUAAAAGGAAAUCUUCAGCCGAGUAUUCCUAGGGGGUAAAGUGCUGCUGUUUAAAACUCACAGAGAGAUAAUCACAGACUAAGCUGUAUCUUCAGCUGAUUUUUUGUUGUAUUUUCUUCUUACACUUUUCAUUUUAGAUGUACAGUAUAUGUUUGCAAUGCAGAAAAAGUACAGUAUUUACAAAGCUUCUAAGCGCUGUCAGCCACAGCAUGGGUUCAGUUAGUGUCACCAGCAGAGCUUCUGGAUCCUACUUGUCAUGUUGUGUUAUGAUGAAAUUGUUCUUCUGUUGUAAAUACUGCGCACCACAUUGUUCAUUUUGUCACAUUUUCAGUAGACUGCAUACCUGUAAAACAUGUAAAACGUUACUUGAGUUCUUGUUAGAUGUGAGAUACAAUGACUGUCACUGGUAAAUAUUUUCAAAAAACAUGUUAAAACAAUAAAGAAUGAAAGCAACCAAAAAUACACGUAUGAUAGAAUUAUUUAAACACAGCUGGUUAGUUUUCCUUUUGCCUCCUGAAAAGAGUCUAAAAAGAUUCUUGGCAUAACAUUCAAGUUGGGAACAUCCUGUUUUAGCCACAAAAUUCAGUAUAGGGUUGAGACCUGACCUGGUUGAGACUUUAUACACUAAUGAGUGUCUCAUGU